Messenger RNA from Ciona intestinalis (vase tunicate), 1910 nucleotides. Lineage: Eukaryota; Metazoa; Chordata; Ascidiacea; Phlebobranchia; Cionidae. The record is from RefSeq and is a predicted model, not a curated record.
GGCACCGGACAUGUUUUGUUUUGUAACAGAUUUAUACGACGAAAGUUUCAGAUCAACACAGAUUCGUCGUUAUCGUAGUUUUCACUUAAAGAUACAAGAAUGGCUGAAAAAAAUAACAAGAACGAUUCAGAUAUUACAAAGAACAAUUUAUCGAGACAAAUUGUUCAUUCAAUUAACUCAAGCAUCAUUACAUCUAGACAAACUGACGAUUCCGAAAUGAAAAUGAUCAAUGCAUCAGACCCAACUAAGAACAUUAAUACCGGGUUCAAGGAUUUAAAGAUCGAAGAUUGUUUUGAUAAAAAGAUACAGUCGUUUCCAAGCGUGUCGGAAGUUACGUCAUCGCCAUCAGAAGGGGCAACCAAUGAGCAACCAAGCGCAUCGCAAGCUACGUCAUCGUUAAAAGAUAUGCAAAUUAACCCACAAGGUGGUGGAGUGACGUCACGAAAACCAACGCUUGAAGAUAUUUUUGCUCAAGAUUAUGCUACCGUUGGUCAACUACUGCAAGAAAAAAAAUACGACGAAGCCUAUGGCGUAUCCAGGCAACAAAUAAGGCUCGACCCAGCUGUCAGUGGGUCUAAGGAUCUGGUCAACCAUUACCGAUGUUGUAUGUUGGCUGGAGAGGCGGAAGAAGCGAUUCGAACAAGAAACCAACUGAAGAGUUUGUUUAAAGAGAAAUUCCAAACCACGCCGAAUAAAAUCAAAACAUUUGCUGACACUAUCAGGGGUGAAGGGAAAGACAUGGAAGCGAAUUUAUUUUCCGAAAUUGCUGAUGAUUUUAUGAAACCAGGAUCACAUGGUGGAGUGACGUCACUAAAACCAACACUUAAAGAUAUUUUUCCAGAGUCUGAUGCCGUCGGUCAACUAGUGCAAGAGAAAAUGUACGGUCAAGCUUUUGGCGUAUCCAGGAGACAAAUAAAGCUCGACCCAGCUGUCAUUGGGUCUAAGGAUCUGGUCAACCAUUACCGAUGUUGUAUGUUGGCUGAAGAGACGGAAGAAGCGAUUCGAACCAAAGAUAAACUGAAGGCAUUAAUAAAAGAGAAAUCCCAAACCACGCCGAAUGAAAUCGAAAACUUUGCUGACACUAUCAGGGGUGAAGGAAGAGACAUGGAAGCGAUUUUGAUUUAUCAAAUCGCUGCAGAGUUUUAUGGAAAUCAAUCGUUAGAAGGUUUGGUCGGGAUAGCGGAUUGCGUAAAGGGGGUCUAUGAAUCUACCGAGGUAAUGUUAUCACGUGACAAAGGAUUGAAACCGAUCGUUCGAACCCACGUGAUUUCACUGAUGCGUGACAUGCGAGAAAUGAUUCGACGAUCUGAUGACGUCAGUGAGGAAGGUCGGUGUUUUCUGGAAGUUAAGUUGUUUGCAUUAUAUCGAAUUGAGUGAGGAUUUGGUUGGAGACUUGGAUGGUAAAGAAUCAACAUGUAAGGAAGUGAUCGAUAUUAUGGAAAGUGUUUUCAAGGAGAGAGCUGGAAAGUAUCAUGUUUACGGAGCUAGUUUGAACAAUCUCGGUGUCACGUAUUACAACACUUCCCGACCCAACGAUGCCUACCAGUAUUAUCGCAAAGCUUUUGCAGCUUGUAGGAAAGCUGAGGAUAUCAACGAUGAUGAAAGAGCUGAAUAUAUUGCCAGCAUAAAAAAAAGGCUGGAAAAUGCGAAACGUCAAAUGGAAUAACUUCACAAUUGUUCUUUCGCCUAUAAUUACUUGACAAUGGAUAUUGUUACGUCACCAACAAAUGAUAAUAUGUUGUAUAUAGUGUAUAUGACGUCACAAUCGAUAUCAUUGUUUUUGCCGCUUAAUGUUCUUGUGACGUUUCUUAAUUGUUUGUUUUGCAUAAAAUAUCGUGUAUAUAUGACAUGUAUAGCACCUGGUAAUAUUAACAAGCAAAAAUAAAUACAAUAAACUUAUCAACCUAUAA